This is a messenger RNA of Bolinopsis microptera, 522 nucleotides long. RefSeq lists its product as uncharacterized. Lineage: Eukaryota; Metazoa; Ctenophora; Tentaculata; Lobata; Bolinopsidae. Gene Ontology annotation, molecular function: protein binding. The record is from RefSeq and is a predicted model, not a curated record. The transcript has 4 exons. Bases 34 to 465 code for a protein of 143 amino acids.
AUUGAGUUGGUGAAUUACUCUUUGAGUUUUGACAUGAUGAAGUUCGUUUUAUUUUGUGCUCUGUUUUCCUUGGCAUCAGCAACGACAUACACAAUAGUAACAGAGACUUCAAACGUGAAAAAUGCCGAAACAGACAACAUUUAUCUCCGCAUGACUCUGGUUGGACCACACGGAAACGUUUUGACCCCUUACUUCGAUGAACCCGACAGAGACGAUUUUAAGAAAGGAGCUUCCGAAGCGUUUGUGUUCAGCGGACUGAAAGAGGUGGGAGAGAUCCACUGUAUUGAUAUCAGUGUUGGAGGAGACGAUUGGUGGCUCUUCGAGACCAUUUUGGUGUACUCCGAUACACAUCCGAUGCCAGUGAUCUUUGAGAACACAUCUAACCAGGGCAUGUCAUCAGACACUAGCGAGGGAGUGAGAAACAUGAGACUUUGUGCUGGAGGAGGUGAUAUCAGCAGAAAAUAAAUCAGAAGAUAAAUUUUCUCAAUUAUUUUACUUACUUAGAAUAUGUUUUAACUGAAA